AUGGUGCAGAUGACGUGGCAGCGUAGCUUUCUCAAGAGGAAGUCGCCGUUAGGGCUCAAAAACCUCGGUAACAGCUGCUACCUCAAUUCAGUGCUCCAGUGCCUCACUUAUACCCCUCCCCUCGCUAAUUUCUGCCUCAGAUUUCUCCAUUCCUCCAACUGUGAUGUAGGGGCAUCGAAGGAGAAGAAGAGCGAGUGCCCGUUUUGCAUAUUAGAAAAACGGAUUGUACGUUCAUUGAGCACUGAAGCAGCAUUAGAUACGCCUUUAAAAAUCAACAGCUGUUUGAGGAUAUUUGCGGAGCAUUUUAAGGUGGGGAGACAAGAGGAUGCACAUGAAUUUUUGCGCUAUGUAAUCGAUGCUUGUCACAGUACGUGUUUGAGGUUGAAGAAGUUAAAGCUACAGAGGAGGAAGGGUGGGGUUGAGAAUGGAGGAAACAGUGGUGGGAGUGGCAAUACAGUGGUUAAGGAGAUAUUUGGUGGGGCUUUGCAAAGCCAAGUGAAAUGUUUAUCGUGUGGGUCAGAGUCAAAUAAGGUGGAUGACAUUAUGGACAUUAGUCUUGAUGUUUUGCAUAGUGGCUCACUUAAAGAUGCUUUACAAAGGUUUUUCCAGCCUGAGGUCCUGGAUGGUAACAAUAAAUACAAGUGUGACAAUUGUAAGAAAUUGGUGGCAGCAAGGAAGCAAAUGUCAAUUCUUCAGGCACCAAAUGUGCUUGUAAUCCAAUUCAAGAGAUUUGAGGGCAUGUUUGGUGGGAAGAUAGAUAAGCCCAUUGCUUUUGAGGAGGCUCUGGUGCUUUCAAGUUACAUGUGCAAAACAAGCCAGGAUCCAUAUCCGGAGUACAAUCUAUUUGGCACCAUCGUACAUUCAGGCUAUUCGCCCGAUUCUGGGCACUAUUAUGCAUAUAUCAAGGAUGCAUUGGGCCAUUGGUACUGCUGCAAUGAUUCUUAUGUUUCACUCUCUACAUUGAGUGAGGUUUUGUCAGAAAAGGUCUAUAUCCUUUUCUUCUCUCGUACGAAACAGAGGCCACGACCACCCAACGCAGAUUUGGUAGCCAAUGGAUUAAUGCCCCACGAGUCUAAUGGCUGUACUGCAACCGAGAUUCAAAAGUUGGGUUAUUUAGAGAAACCAGCAGGCUCAAAACAAUUUUCUGACUGUCAUAUUGAGGCAAAUGAUUCUACCAAAUCCAUUGAGAUCAAUGGCCAUGACACAUCCAUAACCCAAAAGUCAGGUUGUUUGAUGAAGCUACCGAGAAUGGAACAAGAUCACUACCACAAUUCAACGACAAGCAAUUCGAUCUCAUCUAAGGUUGAUAAAGGACAUUCUAGCCCUGAAAGGAAGUUCAGCGUCUUUGAGAAAUCGAAUAUCAAAAAGCUCCCUGCUACGCGGAAUAUGAAAAUUGUUGUUCAUAAGAGAGAGUCCAAUGGAAAAAUUGGCAAUGCUGCACCAUCAGUUACUCUGAUGGAAAAGGAUAAAAAAUUGGUGUCCUUAACUGAGAGAAAUGGUGUGAGCAAAAGUAAGUCAAUAGCGUCAGUUCAUGUUGAUAAGAAUGGAACCUCUCCCAUGGCAAGCAGUAAUGGAAAUAUUAGGAGUGUGGAACAUGAUACCUUAGAUGGAAGUCUAUGUGGAGUUAAUGGCACAAAAACCACGUUGGCAUCUGCAAGGACUCUGGAUUGCCAGGAUUUGCUGAGUGGUUGUAGCAGCAACCCCUCUAAUAACUCCGGAUUGAAGAGGAAAAAACUGGGUGAUCUGUGCAUUUUGUUUGCCAAAGAUGCUAAAUCAUGUGCAGAAGUGGAAGCAUUCAAGGACUUAAUUGGGAAAGAAGCUUCCUUAUUUCUGCGAUCCUGUGGUUGGUCUGAUGAAGUUUAUAAAUUCAUGCACUCAAGCAAAAAGUUGUGUGCACAAGAAGCAGGCAGUGAGACAUCAAAUGACCAUGAGAAGAAGAGGCUGUUGAUUUCAACGGAGAUCAUCAAUCGUCCAGAUUUUAAGCAAACAGUUUCUGGACAGACGGUGGGACUGGUAUUCUGUGCUGUGUAUGAUGACAUAGAGAAUGAGGAUGUUAAUAUUUGCAAUCUAUUGAGGGAGCUUUGGCCUUAUAUUAAGUAUUUUGUUGUUGUCAUAACUUUGGACUCUGGGCGUGUCUCUUUCCAGGAAUAA
This is a messenger RNA of Fraxinus pennsylvanica, 2151 nucleotides long. The record is from the annotation of a GenBank genome assembly. NCBI's taxonomy places the organism in Eukaryota, Viridiplantae, Streptophyta, Magnoliopsida, Lamiales, Oleaceae.